CCCGAACUCUGUCCCCCAAAAUCAAAUACUCCAAUAUUGAUUUCUUUGUCGCGAUCUGCGAAGGAUGGCACCGGAGAAGGACAUCGAAGAUGAGAUCAGGGACGAGAAGAAUCCUCGGCCCCUCGACGAAGACGACAUCGCUCUUCUCAAGACAUAUGGGUUAGGACCUUAUUCUACAAGCAUAAAGAAAGCGGAGAAGGAAAUUAAAGAAAUGGCGAAAAAAGUUAAUGAUUUAUGUGGCAUCAAGGAGUCUGAUACUGGAUUAGCUGCUCCCAGCCAGUGGGAUCUUGUCUCUGAUAAGCAAAUGAUGCAGGAGGAGCAGCCUCUUCAGGUGGCAAGGUGCACAAAGAUAAUUAGUCCAAAUUCUGAAGAUGCAAAAUACGUAAUAAAUGUUAAGCAGAUUGCAAAGUUUGUUGUUGGGCUUGGUGACAAAGUUUCUCCGACUGACAUAGAGGAAGGCAUGCGUGUGGGGGUCGACAGAAAUAAAUAUCAGAUUCAGAUUCCCUUGCCUCCAAAGAUAGAUCCUAGUGUGACCAUGAUGACCGUUGAAGAGAAGCCAGAUGUGACAUACAAUGAUGUUGGUGGAUGCAAGGAGCAGAUUGAAAAGAUGCGGGAAGUUGUUGAGCUUCCCAUGCUUCAUCCUGAGAAAUUUGUGAAGCUUGGAAUUGAUCCCCCUAAGGGUGUCCUCUGCUAUGGUCCACCUGGAACUGGUAAAACACUUCUAGCUAGAGCUGUUGCUAAUCGAACUGAUGCUUGUUUCAUUCGUGUCAUUGGGAGUGAGCUAGUUCAAAAGUAUGUUGGUGAGGGAGCUCGUAUGGUCCGAGAGCUAUUUCAGAUGGCUCGUUCAAAGAAGGCCUGUAUUGUGUUUUUCGAUGAAGUGGAUGCCAUAGGGGGUGCACGUUUCGAUGAUGGUGUCGGUGGAGACAACGAGGUUCAGCGCACAAUGCUUGAAAUUGUGAAUCAGCUUGAUGGGUUCGAUGCCCGUGGAAACAUCAAAGUCCUUAUGGCAACAAAUAGGCCUGACACACUAGAUCCAGCACUAUUACGUCCUGGACGGUUGGAUCGCAAGGUUGAGUUCGGGCUCCCGGAUAUGGAGAGUAGGACGCAGAUAUUUAAGAUCCAUACACGAACAAUGAACUGUGAAAGGGACAUCCGGUUUGAACUUUUGGCACGUCUUUGCCCAAAUUCAACUGGUGCUGAUAUAAGGAGUGUAUGCACAGAGGCUGGAAUGUUUGCAAUUCGAGCACGAAGGAAGACGGUAACAGAGAAAGAUUUCCUUGAUGCUGUGAACAAAGUUAUCAAGGGUUACCAAAAGUUCAGUGCAACGCCUAAAUACAUGGUCUACAACUGAGCGGGCUCAUCCCUUGCUUUCCCUCGGAAAUUUUUUCGAGCAUUUAUCUUUCAAAGCCAGCAGUGACAUGAAAUGUAUGCCUAUUGUAAAAGUGUUUCUUGUAUUGAUUUUAACUCUUACUGUGAAGAAGAUGCCACCGUAACUUUUAAAACACUCUCAUGUUUCCAAUGCCUAUGUUGUCAAGGAAUUGGAAAGGGCGUUUUUGAUGGGAAUUCCAAGCUGGGGUAUUGGAUUUGAUGAAAA
Molecule: messenger RNA, 1594 nt
Organism: Tripterygium wilfordii
Lineage: Eukaryota; Viridiplantae; Streptophyta; Magnoliopsida; Celastrales; Celastraceae
Product: 26S proteasome regulatory subunit 7 homolog A
Exons: 10
Coding region: 65-1351 (428 amino acids)
Biological process (GO): proteasome-mediated ubiquitin-dependent protein catabolic process
Cellular component (GO): proteasome regulatory particle, base subcomplex
Molecular function (GO): proteasome-activating activity; ATP binding; ATP hydrolysis activity
Source: RefSeq, a predicted model, not a curated record